GUUGUCAUGUGUCUUGCUCUGUGGCAGGCAGUCAGCUGACAAAUCCGGCUCCUGUGUGAUGUUUACUUUCUGUUUUCAGCGCGUUUAUCUGCGUUUUUUCUGAAUGAAUGCGGCGCUAUGCUUCGCCCAGGAGGACCAUGGUAGUCGUGAACUCGGUGUUGAAGCUGGUGCAGAGGCAGACGUACACCUGUCUGUCCCACCGAUACGGGCUGUACCUCUGCUUCGGGGGGAUCGUGCUCAUGAUUGUUUCCGCCUUUCAGUUUGGGGAGGUGGUGGUGGAGUGGAGUAGGGACCAGUAUCAUGUGCUGUUUGACUCCUACAGAGACAACGUGGGUGGGAAAUCAUUCCAAAGCAGGCUUUGUCUGCCCAUGCCUAUUGAUGUGGUGUACACAUGGGUGAAUGGCACAGACAUGGCGCUGCUGAGGGAAUUGAAGGCAGUCAAAGAGCAACUGGAGGAAGAACAAAAAGCUCAGAGGGAACGCCUGGGGAGAAACACAAGCGAGACAACUGAAGUGCCAAAAGACAGUGUUAAGCCUGAAUGCCUGCUGUCCCAUUGCAUCAUCGCGCCCAUGCUGGCCCUGGAUCCCGCUCUGCCGGCCAACAUUACGCUCAAAGAGCUGCCAUCCCUCUCUCCCUCCUUCUCCGCUGCCAAAGAGCUGCUGCUCAUGAACAAACCCUUCCACCAGCCUACCAGCUUCUCCUUGGUCGUCUUUAACUCGCAAGCUGAAGCCAUUAAAGCGUAUACAGAUGUGUCUAAAGAAGAUCAGAAAUUCUCUGUGUCCAGAUGUUACCUGACAACGGAUAAAGAGGCUCCGGGUCUGACCCGCAUGCAGACUCUGGCGUAUCUGAGCGGCUUCCCUGCGUCCUUCAAGGAGACGGAGAGGUUGCGAGCCAAACUUCCAUCUGUCAUAACCAGCAAAAUCAAACAGUUUGAGUUGUACUCAGAAGCCAGCAUCGCCCUGCUCCACCUCAACACGCAACAGGAUUUCACUGACUUGACUCAGCAGGCCAAGAAGAACCUGACACUGGAUGGGAAAGAGUUAACCAUCAGUCCUGCAUACUUGUUCUGGGACCUCACUGCUAUUUCACAGUCUAAACAGGAUGAAGAUGUAUCAGCCAGUCGAUUCGAGGACAACGAGGAGCUUCGUUAUUCGCUGCGCUCUAUUGAGAGACACGCCCCCUGGGUGCGACACAUCUUCAUCGUCACCAAUGGGCAAAUUCCCUCCUGGCUCAACUUGGAUAACCCCAGAGUUUCAGUUAUUACACAUCAGGAUAUCUUCUCGAACCACAGCCACCUUCCCACUUUCAGCUCACCUGCUAUAGAGACCCACAUCCAUCGUAUUCCUGGGCUCUCCCAGAAAUUUAUUUACCUCAAUGAUGAUGUGAUGUUUGGCAAAGAUGUGUGGCCUGAUGACUUCUACAGCCACUCAAAAGGACAGAAGGUAUACCUCACCUGGCCGGUUCCUAACUGUGCAGAAGGCUGCCCAGGAUCCUGGAUCAAAGAUGGGUACUGUGACAAGGCCUGCAACAACUCAGCUUGUGACUGGGAUGGAGGAGACUGCCUGGGUGCAGCAGGGAGCAGUCGAUUCCCUGGUGGGGUCGGUCCCGGUGGGGCUGGAGGGGCCGGGGGACAGGUGUGGCAGUUUGCAGGUGGUCUAGGAGGCAUAGCGGGGACAUCCUACUGCAAUCAAGGCUGUGCCAACUCCUGGCUGGCUGACAAGUUCUGUGACCAGGCCUGUAAUGUACUUUCCUGUGGCUUUGAUGUGGGAGACUGUGGCCAAGAACACUUUAACGAGCUGCAUCAUGUGACCCUACUGAGGAACCAGAGCCACUACACGCUCCCUGUGGGUGAAGUCAGGCCGUAUUUCAGCUUUGAGAAACUCGCUCGCAGAGUCUCCGAAGCCCACAUCAGCGAGAACCCCGUGGUCCGUCACACCUCUGUCGCAAACAAGUGGAAGACCAUUCACCUGCUGCUCCACCCUGGUUACAACGCGACCCAGAUCCACUACAACCUCACUUUUCAGAGAGACGACGACACAGAGUUUGCUAUGAGCUUCAGUGUGGCUGUCGACACCCGUGAGGUUUCUCAAACUAACGCGUCCCCGACUUCAAGCAAAGAUGCAGGAAAAGAACCGAACGCGACUCCGACCCCGGACCCAGUGUUCCCUUUCUCUGAUAUUCCUGAAAACAAACGAGGGCCUAAGCUCAAGAAAGGGCAGCCUGGAGAUCCUCAGACUAUCAUAGAGGUUCCUUCUUUAAAUGUGUCACUUUUACCAGCUGCUGUGCGCAAAGAGCUUCAAAAGCUGGAGGAAAAGCUUCUGAUCGGUGACAUUACUAUGAAGGGUUACAAUCUCACAAAAGCUGAACUUUUAAAGCCUUACAAGAACCUGGCGGAAAAGCAUUUGAUCCCUGAUUCACAGCUAGGCAAAGAUGAUGCGAGCAGAGUCCAGAAGAAGUCCUAUAAAGACUUGGACGGAGAGGAUUUGAAAGGAAAAGAUGAAACUGGAAAUAAAGAAGAAAUGUCUAAGAAAGAUGUUGCCGUGAAAGACAAACCCGUUACUCCUCUCGUACCAGUCCACAUUGAUGAUAAACUUCUGAAAGAUUUGAUAACUGAAAGACCUUUCUCUCUGAAAACUGCGAUUGAGAGGCCCCUGACAUCAAAGCUUUUAAACAGACUUUCCCUCCAAAAAAGUGCGGAGAGUCAGGCUGAGCCGGAUAAUGCUGCUGCAGUGGGGAGAAGGCUCCAGCACUUCAUCUCCUCAGACCGAGGCUUCCUGCCGUGGGAGAGGAGAAAGUAUUUCCAAGCUUUACUUGAGGAAGAGGAGCGUCUUGAGAGCGAAAUGGCGUAUGAGACCGAUGGCACCGCUACCAGGCGAAAGCUUCAGGACACUUUUGCUGACUCGUUGCGCUACGUCAACAAGCUGCUCAACGGCCAGUUUGGCUUCACGUCUCGCAAAGUCCCCGCACACAUGCCGCACAUGAUCGAUCGUCUCAUCAUGCAGGAGCUGCAGGACACAUUCCCGCAAGAGUUUGACAAAACAUCGGGCCACCGUGUUCGUCACUCUGAGGACAUGCAGUUUGCCUUUUCAUACUUUUACUUCCUGAUGAGCGCUCAGGAUCAGCUCAACGUGUCCGAAGUGUUUGAUGACAUCGACACCGAUCAUUCGGGUAUCUUGUCUGAUCGUGAGAUUCGAACUCUCGCUACAAGGAUCCACGAGCUUCCACUAAGCCUCCAAGACCUGACAGGUUUGGAGCAGAUGCUGAUAAACUGCUCUAAGACACUCCCAACUAACCUGACCCAGCUUCACCUGGUCAACCCCACUCAAGAAGCCUACUAUGAUCCUAGCAUGCCUCCUGUCACAAAAGGCCUCAUCCUCCACUGCAAGCCAAUCGCAGAACGUAUUCACAAAGCCUUCAGAGACCAGAAUAAAUACAAGUUUGAGAUCAUGGGGGAGGAGGAGAUAGCUUUCAAGAUGGUGCGGACCAAUGUGUCCCACGUGGUCGGCCAGUUAGAUGACAUUAGGAAAAAUCCCAGGAAGUUCAUCUGUCUGAAUGAUAACAUCGACCACAGUCAUAAGGACGCUGCCACAGUGAAAGCUGUGCUGAGAGAUUUCUACGAAUCAAUGUUCCCGCUGCCGUCCCAGUUUGAACUGCCCAGAGAGUACCGCAACAGGUUCCUGCAUAUGGAAGAACUCCAGGAAUGGCGGGUGUAUCGGGACAAGUUGAAGUUCUGGACCCACUGUGUCCUCGUGACCCUCGUCAUCUUCACUGUCAUAUCCUUCUUCGCCGAACAGCUCAUCCUGCUGAAGCGAAAGCUGUUCCCCAGACGCAGGAUGAACCGGGAAAGCAACCCGGAGCGGGUGUGAAAGCGGAAGACUUCCCUCUCUUCAUUUUAUUGAACAACAGCCUUGGCGCCUCCUCUCCACCUCCACAGUGAGCACAGGAGAAGGAUGCAAGCCAGCUGGAAAAAGCAAUCCAAGAUCCUCGGCGCAGAAUUACAUCACCGUGGAUUUGAGGAGAGACUCGUGUGAAAUGUUAAUGAAACAUUUUUCAGAAGAUGAUAGACAGGGCUGGCCGGUGAGGAGAAUAGCAGCCAGACAGGAGGUGCUCAUAAAUCUUCUUCUCUUCCACUGGAGGCACCCGAGACUUUUUACACACCACGAACAAGCAAAACUCCUUCCACCCUGCACCACCCUCCUCACGUCCUGCCCUCAGCAUGCCACUGAUUAGUAUUCUGUUAAAGUGGGAAACACUUGAUAUCAGCAUGUCAGUGUCUGUCGAGACAAAUUUAAAGGUUUUUUUGUUUGUUUGUUUGGUUGGUUAGUCAGUUAAAUCUGGUGGUAAAAGUCUCUUUACUGUUUUUUAAUCUGUUUUAUAUCACUGUAAGUUUUUGGAGGGUUUUGUUUGUGUUUGAGGAUGCUGCCUUUGCUGCUGGGAUGCUGACAGACUCAUAGAGUCAAAUGAUAAUCAACACAGUCAUUACUUCUAGUUCUUUUGUGUUUAUGUUAUAGCUAAUUUUAAAAAGAUUGAGGAUCAAAUUUAUACAUAUAGGACAAAUAGGAAUAGGUGAUUAAAGUGUUGGACGCCAUAGCUUCGUCUGCCAUAUUUGAAACAAGAAAACUUCUAGUGCCUUCGUUGUUCAUUCCUGCUUGUUUAAAUGUUUUUGUUAAUCUCCCUUUGGGAUUUUAAAAGGUCUUCUUGUAAAUGCUAAUGAUAUCUUACUCUAAUCUUGUGGUUUACAGUAAGAAUGAAUGGGAUGCAGGAUAAUAUGAAUAUAAUUCUCUGCGUGGUAACAAAUGUAAGUGAUUGGUGGAGCUAUAUUAGAAGUAAUACUACAGCUUUCAAAGCUGCCUGUACGUGUGUCCCUGUGGGACUCAGCAGGCUCACUGCUGUCUGAAAUUCAGACCUCCUCAGCAUGUUCUCUAACUUAUUUUGAUUGUAUUGUUGUGACAGUGAGCCCCGUGACUGACACAGCCGAUUUGAGUUCUAGAAUGUAAACGAUACGCAAGUGUUUUCCUCUGAACGCCAGUUUUAUAGUGUUUCUUAUUAUAGUGACAAAAAUGGAAAUGAGCACUAGCAGCUGUCAGCAUUUUGCCACUGUGCUCUGGGUUCAUAGGAUGUGUGUCAGCAGAUGAGACGCUGAGAGCCAUAUUUGGAAGAUGAAUUUACUCUAAUUGCACCAGUUUCGUUGGUUUAACAGAAAUAAAUGUGAUUUGGUUCGGUCA
Molecule: messenger RNA, 5225 nt
Organism: Maylandia zebra (zebra mbuna)
Lineage: Eukaryota; Metazoa; Chordata; Actinopteri; Cichliformes; Cichlidae
Gene: gnptab
Product: N-acetylglucosamine-1-phosphate transferase subunits alpha and beta
Biological process (GO): carbohydrate phosphorylation; N-glycan processing to lysosome
Cellular component (GO): Golgi apparatus
Molecular function (GO): UDP-N-acetylglucosamine-lysosomal-enzyme N-acetylglucosaminephosphotransferase activity; calcium ion binding
Source: RefSeq, a predicted model, not a curated record